Penicillium brasilianum is the source of this 2115-nucleotide messenger RNA. Lineage: Eukaryota; Fungi; Ascomycota; Eurotiomycetes; Eurotiales; Aspergillaceae. The record is from the annotation of a GenBank genome assembly.
AUGGAUCGUGUGGUGAUCGUAGGCGCCGGGCUGUACGGUCUCAUCGCGGCAAAGACCUACCUCCAAGUCGCAGGAGCCUACGAUAAUUCAACACAAGACAAGGACACAGCUCAAACUACCCACACACUACCCAAUUGUUUCUCCAAUACAAGACAAAACGUGGAGCAUACGCCCGGAUGUUCUCUACUGGUGAUCGACGCAGCCUCGGACAUCGGAGGAACCUGGGCAGAGGAGCGCCUGUACCCGAACCUGCUCAGCCAGAACUCAUAUGGAAUGUACGAGUUUAGUGACCUCUCUCUAUCACGAGUUGUCCCCGAGGAAACGACGGGCGUCGGGCAGCAGUUCAUCGCGGGAUGGAAGAUCAACCGGUAUCUACAUGCCUGGACUGAGAAGUGGGAUCUCAAGAAGCACAUCAGACUCAACUGGAAGGUCGAGAGUAUCUGUCGCCUCGAUAGCAAAGAAUGGGAGCUCAAAGUGAACAUCGCGUCGCGUCCCACACGGGAGAUCAGGGUGGUUUGCGACAAAUUGAUCCUAGCUACGGGUCUCACUUCGGUACCGAACCUUCCAAGAAUGAGCUCCCCGUUGAGCAUGACGACUUUGAGGUCUGUCAUUCACGCCAAGGACGUUGGUGAAUGGGCUCGCGAGAAUCUGGGAUACCAACCCCUACCAUCUUCCGAAGCGUCACCCCAGUCAAGUCACCCAAAUGACGACCAGAACCACCCGCUCAAGUCUGUAGUAAUUUACGGAGGCGCCAAAUCUUCCUUUGACCUGGUGCAUUUCUUUGCCACUCUCCACCGAAAAGACCCCGCGCUACACCUGCAAGUAGCACCAAAGGACCCAGUCACAGUGCAUUGGAUUAUCCGCAAGGAUGGAGCAGGACCGGCAUGGAUGACACCGCCAACAUCCUCGCUUGUAUACGGUGAUACCGUUGCAAGUGAUAAAGCGGCCAGCAGCAGACUGCUUCACUACCUGAAUCCAGGUUGUUACGAGAUUCCCAAGCGCCUGUCCCGAGAUCUGCGUCUGGAAGGAUCAUGGUUGGUUCGUCUUCUGCACGGGAAUACCCUCGGCAGAUGGUGGAUACGCCAGUUUUGGCGCUCGGUAGACCGGGGAUUGAAGGACUUUGCACAGUAUCAGUCCGAGCCGAAGAUGCAGUUGCUUCGGCCGAGCAAUAGCGUCGUCUCAUGUGCCUCUAGUAUUGGGAUCACCAAUCAGCCCGAUCUGUGGGAGACAAUCCGGUCGCCACAGGUGAAGGUAUAUCGGUCCUCUAUCGCGCAAAUCUCACUUUCAAAUUACCAGGAAGAGGCACAGCCGAGCGGCAGUGUGAACGUAUCUCUCAGAGACAAUACAUGUCUCGAAAACGUGGAUCUUGUCAUCCACGCAACGGGCUACAAGCCCAUCGUUCCGAUCGAAUUCUCCCCGCCCAGCUUUCGCCUUGUCUUGGGCAUGUCAGGUCUCAUCCACAAAACCACAGAGAAAGACAGCGCCGUUAAUCAUAGCGAUCUCUGCAACGGAAUUGAGAUCCCGUUAGGUGAGACGGCAAAAAGACAUAUCGCACACUGGAAAGCGCUUGACCGGCAGUCGGAAGAGUUGGUGAGGAAGACACUCGCUACGACCGGGUGCACGCCUACAGAUCGAGCCACACCCUCGUGGAUUGGAGACUCCCAACUUCUCUCAUAUCGUCUGUUCCGUCGCAUGGUUGCACCGGCACUUGUCGCGGACGGAGAUCGCUCCUUUGCAACCAUCGGCGUUGUGCUCACGUCCACUAUCGCAGUAGUCGCAGAGGUUCAAGCACUUUGGGUCACUGCAUUCUUGACCGGUGGAUUGAAUGGACCUCCUGCAGGCUGCAAAUCUGAGGGAUUGAUGGCACUCAAUCUGAACGCUUUAUCUCAAAGCGCCAUGGAGAAGGCAGUUUCUGAAGAUGUAGUACUUGGGUCACUGACUGGCUCUGGGCUCGAAGUCGAUGCUAUUCAAUACAAUGACAUCCUAAUGCGUGAUCUUGGGUUGAACCCACAACGUCUGGGAGGAGGGUUCUUGAAGGAGCUGACGGGUGUGUAUGAACCAUCUGCAUAUGCAGGAAUAGUGGAUGAGUGGAGAAAGAAACAAGGCCUUAUGUAA